GAUAUCUUUCAACACAGCUUUAUGCUUUAUGUAAUUACCAUCUACUGCAAAGCGGUCGAAAAAAUAUGUUGUUUAGUAUAUAUUUCUAUUGAAAAUUCACGUAUUUUAAUAGUCAAAAUGAAUUGUAUGACUCACAUACAGCGAGUACGAACAUUAUACAAAACAAUAUUAAGGUUACACAGAGGAUUACCAGAAGGACUGCAAGUAUUAGGGAAUCAAUACGUUCGUGACGAGUUUCGCAGGCAUAAAACCUGUGCCACACAUGAAGCAUCUCUAUUCAUGAACGAGUGGACGGACUACGCCAUAUCCUUAGCCAAUCAGUUGGGUGUAAAAGGGAAACCUAAUCCUAUUGAUUGUGUGGGGCACGAUUUGGAUGUUCACAAAUUAGGAGAUUUUCGUGAUGAGCAAGUUGCGCAGCUAUAUGAACUAUUGAAAGCAUCCAAAGGAAUAAACGAAGAACAUCAAUAAUAAUAUACUGGAAGUGUG
Aedes albopictus (Asian tiger mosquito) is the source of this 486-nucleotide messenger RNA. RefSeq names its product succinate dehydrogenase assembly factor 3, mitochondrial (gene Sdhaf3). Gene Ontology annotation, biological process: mitochondrial respiratory chain complex II assembly; succinate metabolic process. The record is from RefSeq and is a predicted model, not a curated record. Lineage: Eukaryota; Metazoa; Arthropoda; Insecta; Diptera; Culicidae. Gene Ontology annotation, cellular component: mitochondrion; mitochondrial intermembrane space. The coding region runs from base 22 to 468 and encodes 148 amino acids. The transcript has 3 exons.